AUGUAAUAAAAAUCUAAUUCUUAUGUAAGAUAGGCUCUAUAGCAGAUUGCCUUUGAAAUGGGAAAGCCAACAUCUUUGGUAGAACCAUAUAUUGAGAUGUAAAUCAAUUUAUUAUCUUUAGACUUGAGGAAAAUUGGUAUGAUACAAAAGACUCAAUUAAAAUGAUGAAAUAAGAGAAUUUUGAAGAAUUUAAAAUUCCUAAGAGAAUUGGUCAAUUAUUAAUUGAGUUUGUUCAAAGACCUGAAGAUAAGAAAUCAAAUUGGCAAUUAGAAUUAACUAAAAUAAUUUCAGAAAUCCCAGAUUAGGAUUAACUUUUUAAAACAUUAGAAAUACUUUUUAAAAUAAUUUCUAAUGUUAUUAUGAAUCCAUUAAGUUUAGAUAAAUAAAAAAUAAACAUCAGUUCAAAAACUCUUUAAAAUAACAUACUAAAAUACCCAUCAGCAUUAAAUUAUUUAAAGAAUUUGGGUUGGAAGAUUGGAGGAGAAUAUUUGUAUGUUGAAUAUAAAAUGGAACAAUAAAAUGAAUGGAAAGAGGCUGGAGAAGAAUUGAUUAACUAUACUUAAAAGAAAUCAGGAUUUAAUCCAUAGAAACCAGCAAUUCAUUCAUCCUCAUAAAAUGUUUCGAUAACUUCUGAAUUAGCUAGAAGAGAAGGUUAUGAUGUUUAUUCAUUCUCUUAGAAGCUUGAGUAAUUGCAUUAGAAAAGAUUUGUAAUAUUUUUUAUAGCUAUUAUAGGAAAUUAUGAAUUAACCCAUUAUUAAUAGAGAAAUCAAAGUAUUUAUUGGUAGGAAUUAACAAUCACCUGUACAAUUAUAAUAGCAAAUUUAAGGAUAAGAUGAUUAUGAAGAAGUAUAGCCUUAGAAAGAUUAAUAACUUUUACAAUUUCUUUAAUAAGUUGCUUAGGUAAUUUAAAUAAUUAAUUCUUGAAUAGUCACUAGAAGAAUAACAAUUUGCUUCUAAACGAAAGAAGGAAUAUGAAGAACUUCUUAGUAAACCUAUAUUCUCCAAAACAGAUAUAAGAGUUUAAUUUCCAAACAGUGUGAUUGUUUAGGCCAUUUUUAGUCCUCUUGAGACUUUAUAAGUCUUAUAUGAUAUGAUAAAGGAUGUAAGAAUAUAGAAAUUAUAGGUUAUUUUUAGAUGUUAGAAAAUAGUAACCUUGAAUUUUAUUUGUAUACUUCACCUCCUCCUUUAAAAAUGACAUAAAAGUAUUUAAAUUAAACUUUUGAUGAUUUAAAUUCAGUUCCAAAUGGGUUAUUUUAUUUUGGAGUUGAGAAGCAAACUGCAAACUUCUAUUUGAAAGAAUAAUGGAUGAAAUAAGCUAAAGAUUUAUGA
Messenger RNA from Paramecium primaurelia, 1329 nucleotides. The record is from the annotation of a GenBank genome assembly. NCBI's taxonomy places the organism in Eukaryota, Ciliophora, Oligohymenophorea, Peniculida, Parameciidae.